Peromyscus maniculatus bairdii (prairie deer mouse) is the source of this 1447-nucleotide messenger RNA. It is a transcript of the gene Rpp25, whose product is annotated as ribonuclease P/MRP subunit p25. Gene Ontology annotation, cellular component: ribonuclease MRP complex. Gene Ontology annotation, biological process: tRNA 5'-leader removal. The record is from RefSeq and is a predicted model, not a curated record. Lineage: Eukaryota; Metazoa; Chordata; Mammalia; Rodentia; Cricetidae. Gene Ontology annotation, molecular function: RNA binding.
GAGCUUCUGCUAAAGGCGCGGAGCACAAGGCGCCGAGGGCGCAGAGUAAGAGCAGCACCACCCGGUAGAAGUCGGGGCUGAAGACUGCGUGUUCCUAGCCCACCCUCAGCUCCCACUCGGUGCGGCAUCCCAACCCCUGCCGGCCGUCGCCCGGCACGACCCGCGGCCAUGCAGCCCCGGGCUUAAGGCGGCCCCAUGGCAAAACCUGCGAUCCCAGCAACGACGGCGCAUGGAGAACUUCCGUAAGGUGCGCUCGGAGGAGGCGCCGGCGGGGGACGGUGAUGAGGGUGGCAGCCUAAGCUCUGGCCCUUUCGCAGAUCUCGCGCCCGGUGCUGUACACAUGCGGGUCAAAGAGGGCAGCAAGAUCCGCAACCUGCUGGCCUUCGCCACCGCCAGCAUGGCGCAGCCAGCCACGCGCGCCAUCGUCUUCAGCGGCUGCGGCCGGGCCACCACCAAAACCGUCACGUGCGCCGAGAUCCUCAAGCGCCGCCUGGCGGGCUUACACCAGGUCACGCGGCUGCGCUACCGGAGCGUGCGCGAGGUGUGGCAGAGCCUCCCGCCUGGGCCCACGCGGGGUCAGACGCCUGAGGAUCCGGCCGCCAGUCUCAGUGUACUUAAGAAUGUACCGAGCCUGGCCAUCUUACUUUCAAAGGACGCACUGGAUCCACUACAACUUGGCUACCAGCCUCCGAACCUCAAUCCUGGUCCUUCAUCCCCUCCUACCGUGUCGACGUCCAAGAGGAGCCUGGGGGAAUCUGCUGCUGGAGAAAGCACAGCUAAGCGAUCUCAGCCUGAGCCAGGGGCUGAGAAUGAGGACCCGACUGCCUGAGAACUCCCGGCUCUGAGCCCCCUAGACCGGCUGGAUCUUACAUCCUCAACACUCCUACAUCCACGCGCACCUUUCAUACCUGGGUUUCAAGGGGCCCAUGUUCCUGGAAGAUUGACAGCACAGAUCCCAAGGCGACUUGAAAGGGAGCUCAGGAAUGACAAGAGGAUCCCCUGAAGUCCAAGGAAACUUUGUGGGACGUGUUGCCAGAAGCCACAGAACUCCGCCUCCACCUUUUGUAGGCCAUACUGGGAUUUUUUUUUUUUUUUUUUAGAGAAGCAUGGCGGAUAGUGAGACUCUUGAGACUUCUUGGGGACCCAGACUUUAAAAGCGCCCAGUAAUGCAUGAAGAAUGACCGUUGAGGAUCUUGAAAUCAUCCUUGCUGAUGACUGAGGGCAGGGAGCUGUGAAGCAGAUUCCUUGAGGGUGGCCAAGUUGAAACUGUCGGGACCCUAUUCUGCCCACCCACCCCCUGGCAAUUCUCCUCUUUAGCUCUUCCUCCUCUUAGCAUCCCCCCUUUUGCAUGGUGGCGGAGAGGGGACCCAGGACAAAACUUCCCAUGCCUCCUCCCCUGAGUCCCACUGCUGGAGUCCGGCUUCCAAUAAAACCAACGUGAAAAUGG